Molecule: messenger RNA, 1927 nt
Organism: Agrilus planipennis (emerald ash borer)
Lineage: Eukaryota; Metazoa; Arthropoda; Insecta; Coleoptera; Buprestidae
Product: UDP-glucuronosyltransferase 2B14
Exons: 7
Coding region: 91-1524 (477 amino acids)
Molecular function (GO): UDP-glycosyltransferase activity
Source: RefSeq, a predicted model, not a curated record
AAUAUUAGAUUUUGAAGUGCAUGGUUACAGUGCAUCGUUCAGAAUUCUGUGUUUGUGCAUGUGAUAUAAUGCGCAUAUGAUCUGUAGGAAAUGAGCAACUUCAUUUUUUUAAUAUGUUCAUUAUUAAGUUUAAAUUUGGGAAACGGAUACAGGAUUUUGGUAUUGUUUCCGUUCCAGGGAAGAAGUCAUUUCAUAAUUGUGGAACCUUUGUUAAAGGAACUUGCUGCAAGAGGGCAUAAUGUUGACGUUUUUGGACAUUUUCCACAGAAAGAAAAGAUUCCAAGAUACAAUGACUUAAGUAUAGCAGGAACUUUACCAAUACUAUUAGGAACGUUUAAAAUUGAUGAAAUGGAAAGCAAUACAAACUUUUUCAGUUGGUUCCAUAUGACACUGUCAAAAUUCGGUCUGAAAUAUUGCGAGAAUGCUUUCAACACCACUGUAGCUAAAGAUAUUCGAGACAGUAAAGUAAAAUACGAUCUAAUAAUAACGCAAAUAUUUCUUAACGAUUGUAUGUAUGGUUUUGCACAUCAUUUUCAAGCUCCGGUUGUAGCAGUUUCUACCAGUACAGAUGUACCAUGGGGUGGAAGUAGAAUAGGUAGUCCUGCUAACCCUUCUUAUAUACCGAUAUUUUUCUCUACGAAUGCAGGAAAAAUGGAUUUAGCUCGAAGAUUUUGGAAUACAAUUUACUAUGUGGGAACUUAUGCUAUUUAUAACAUGUAUGCGAUGCACCACGGAAAUGAAAUGAUGCAAGAAUUCUUUGGCUACAGAAUGCCCCAUCUUAACCAGCUUAUCUAUAAUUAUACUAGUUUAAUUUUGAGUAAUACCCACUUUAGUACCAAUUAUGUAUCUCCAAAGCCACCGAAUCUCAUCGAGGUUGCAGGAAUGCACAUAUUACCCCCCAAACCCUUGCCAAAGAAUAUAAAAAAUGAACUAGAAAUGGAAAUUGGGACCAAAUACAAGGGCGUUAUUUACUUAAGCUUUGGUUCACUUAUAGCUGUAGAAUCAGUAAAUUGGAAUGCUCUAAACGCUUUUUGUGGGGCUUUUGCUCAGCUACCAUACAAAGUUUUGUGGAAAGCAGAUGUAGAAAAACUUCCAAAAAAUCUCACAAUACCGUCUAAUGUGCAUUUUGAAAAAUGGAUGCCCCAACGUGAUAUUCUUUGUCAUCCCAAUGUGAAGGUAUUUAUAUCCCAUGGUGGAUUAAUGGGUACUUUAGAAAGCAUACACUGUGGCGUUCCCACUGUGGGUUUUCCAGUGUUCGCCGAUCAAGAAUUAAACAUUGAAAACUCAAAAAUAAGAGGAUUCGCAUUAAGAUUAGAUUUCAAAGACGUGACUACAGAAACAUUUUUUUACACGCUUAAGGAACUUUUAGAGAAUCCAAAGUACAAAAAGAAUGUUGAAAAAUAUUCUACAUUAUUUAGUGAUAGGCCUCAGCCUCCAUUGGAGACGGCAGUCUAUUGGACCGAAUAUGUCAUGAAAUAUAAGGGAGCACCACAACUGCAAAGUGUGUCAGUAGAGCUGCCAUGAGUUUAUUUGAGCAAUUUCGUAAUAAAACAGUAGAAAUGGUUUGAGUCUUGUUCUAAAUGAAAUGAAGCAUGAGGCCGAAAUUUACAUAGCAUCGAUCCAACACCGGAUGGAAUAGAAUCGCUAUCGAUCUACAAACGGAGACAUGUAGUCCUAGCCUAAAACUAUAUGCGAAUUAAAAAAUAAUCCAAGCAUUCCUUCAAUCGAAAAUAGAAAAAGUAAUAGAACAUUACAAAUAAAGACUAACUAAAAGGUAAACAUCCACAUGAUCUAUACCUAUACGAGUUGUUUCCGAUAGACAUACACAAGUUUAUUUAUUGAAAAAAUAAUCUGAAAUUAAAGCCUGCUCAUAUACAAAACUAACUUAGUCAGAAAUUCUUUAAACUAAGAAAUAUUUUGUCUAUUU